AACUCUGAAUUACCUGUCUCUUGAAGACUCUAAACAUGACAGCUAAAACUGCCUGCUAUCUCCGCUGCUAAGUGCGGCUAAGCUUAGAUCUCAAUGCUAGGGCUAGAGGUUUAGUGAGUGAGCUUUUUGUUUUUCUUCCUCAACACUCGAUCAUAACAUAACAUCAUCACGUUAUGAACUUGGAAAAUUUUACUUCACUACUUUAGAAAAGACUUGGCUUUUAGUAAACAUUGGAUGAUACACCUGUGGUUCUGACAGGCUCAAUGAUUUCCUGAUGGAUUUGCAAGAACUAAGCAAGCUGCUGAAAACACAGUUGGCACAUCUGCUUGUGUCUAUCCCUGAAUCGAAGGAUCUGGUUCUUGAUGCUGACCUUACCAAACCAUUAGACAGAGUGGCUGGUAUAUCUUUUUUGAAGGAACAUGGAGUGGACAAAAUAUUCAAACUGGAGGCAGGUCAAAAAGCCCUUCCUGGCUGUGGACAGCGAGUUUAUCUUGUUCAUCCCAAGAUGACUACCAUGAAAUAUAUUGCUGAUCAUAUCAAAACUGAGAGGGGUAAAGGAGAGAGAAGAGCAUACAAAAUUGUUUUUGUCCCAAGAAGAUUGCAUAUUUGUGAGAAAAUCCUAGAGAGUGAGGGUGUGAUGGGAUAUGUCACACUGGAUGAAUUUCCCUUGGAAUUGUUCCCUCUGGACACUGACCUGUUAUCUUUGGAGACCCCAGAUUUCUUCAAGUCUUUUUACCUUGAAAAUGACACAACAUAUCUUCACACUGUAGCAUCAUCUCUCGUUAAUCUUCAGCGAUUGUUUGGGAAAAUACCAAAUGUUUACACCAUAGGGAAAGGAGCGAAGAUGACCUAUGAGCUAAUGCAGUCCAUGUUUGAAGCUCACGUGGACAGGAAAGAGUCAAAGUUUCACGUUGGGCAGCUUUUCAUAGUUGACAGAGACGUUGAUUUGAUUUCUCCAAUGUGUUCAGCCAUGACAUAUGAAGCUCUGCUGGAUGAGACAUUUGGCAUUGAAUGUUGUAUGAUAAACUUUGACUCCUCUGUGACGGGUGACAACAAAGACACGAAGUUGUUGCUCACAAGUCAGGAUGAGAUUUACAGCCAGAUUCGUGACCGGCACUUUGCUCAUGUAUUUUCUUAUCUGAGUGCAAAAGCCAAAGACCUUCAAGCUAUUUACAGUAAAAAGAACAACUUGAAGACAGUCGGAGACAUGAAGGAAUAUGUCGCCAAUGAGCUGCGAGUGCUGAAGCAUCAACAGAAAUUGCUAGCCACACACAUAGGAGCUUGUGAGGUGAUAAUGAAGACCAAGAACAAAUCUGAUUUUGAAAGCUUCAUAAGGACAGAACACAGUUUAUUAGAAGGUACAGAUACAAAGGAAAACCUGAAUUAUAUAGAGGAAUGUCUCCAGAAACAGUUUUCUCCAACACUUACACUUCGACUGAUGUGCCUUCUUUCACUUACACAAGAAGGUUUGAGUGCUCGUGACUACAAAAAUCUCACUACCCAGUUUUUGCAUAGUCAUGGAUUUGAGCACCUGGUAACAUUCCUGAGCCUAAAGAGACUAGGCCUCCUGACCGUGCAGGAGGUGGGUGGAGUUGGGAAUCGAGCAGGACCAUCAUUGGGCAAAAAGUCCAACUACCGCAUGUUGAACCGUCGGCUGGCGUUGGUCCCCAAGCAAGGGGAGGAGACUGAUCUGAAGACUCCAACAGACAUGUCCUACAUAUUCAGUGGUGCAUACACUCCUAUCUCAUGCAAGCUGAUUGAGCAGAUCCUGACAAGAGAUACCCUCGUUGGUCUGGAAGAAGUUGGAAGAUUAUGUGGUGGUCUGUUCUCUGACAUCAAACAAAAGAAGCAACCAGCUUCUGGUAGGUCUGGUGCUCCGACUGACCCUGUUAUGAAAGUGGCCCUUGUGUACUUCCUGGGUGGCUGUACCUACAGUGAAAUCUCUGCACUCCGUUUCAUCUCGAGACAACUUGGAGUGCGGAUCAUUGUUGCCACAACAGCCAUUGUUAGUAGCCAAAGUCUGCUGGGUGAUAUAAUGGAGAAGUCAGGACGCUAAGACCAAGGAUCCACCUUACAGCAACUAAACUUAGUUGAUGGUUACUAAGUUAUCUGUAGACAAACUGUUUCUUAAGGUGUGCCAAAGACAACAGUUGCAAACAUGUUUGACACCACUAUAAAUACAACAAAUUUUUAAAGAGGCAGAAACUCCAAAUCUACAUUCCAAAAUUCCAGGACUGAGAUAAGUCAAGUGAGUUGUGAACCUUAAAAAAUUCAUGAAACGACCCAAGUUAAAAAAUGGGCUGUUUUGGAUUUGAAUGAGGAUCAUCUUGCCAUUUCUGUUUAAGGCACUCUACGUGGAGUGUGUUUGUAUUGCUCUCGAGAUUGAUUCAAUCAUGGAUUUUCUCCCAUUUUACACAGAAGCAUCAGAACAUGUUUGUGAGAUUUUUUGCCCUGUUCGUUUCAUCUGGUAUAAGUACCGAAGAUUAGAGGUGUUACAAGAGAGUAACAAACACAAAAAAAGAAGAGAGAUAAUGACGAUAAAUGUUCGAUAGAAAAGAGCAGACCACACUUGAGCAUCUGCCAACCACCUACUGCCCUGAACUAACUAGUAUAUAGCUAAUUCCAAAUGAUGUAAAAUGAAAUUUAAAAACUUACUGUCAUCAGUGAAAUAUAUCUUUAGAGAAUUUAAACCAGUUGGACUUUUUAAACAUGAAUAUAUAAGCUUUGAAUAGCGAGUUCAAAGAGAAUGGUAUUUCCAAGACUUAUGCUUGUAAUUGUAAUAUAUUGAUCAUUGAGCAACAGACCGAGUGAAUGUACAAACUAUGUAUGGGAGAAAGAGAAUUUGUUUUUGCUUAAUAUGUUUCUGUGGGGGAGAUUUGUUUAUUGCAUAUGGGCAAGAGGCAAUUUGUUUUUGCAUCAUACAGGUUUGUGCGAGAGAGACGAUUUGUUUUUGCAUCAUACAGGUUUGUGCGAGAGAGACAAUUUGCUUUUGCAUCAUGUGUCUGCAGGAGAGAGACAAUUUGUUUUUGCAUCAUACAUUCUGUGGGAGAGAGAAAGAAAAGGAGUUGUAAUUAUGCUUUAGCUGAUGUUGUACCAUACUUGACUUUUGCUUUUGUUUAGCCAAUUAAAUAUUUCUCCCCCUGUUAAAAAAUUGCAAUGUAUUUUAUAAAUGCACUUCAUGCUGUUUAUUCCUUUAGAAAGCUCAAAUGCAAUGUACAUAACAGCAAAUAUUGACAGAAUAUAUUAUAGAUUCUAUAUAUAUGUCUGUGAAUAAGAAUAAGAUAGGGAGAGAAAAUGCCACAGACUGUUAGAUAAAUUGAGGAUUUUUUUCCAUCUUUGCAUGAAUAGUUCAGAUAUUUAGCUCUGCCUAGGUAUAAGGAGUGAGCCAUUUUUUUUGUACAGCCUUGCUUAUAAUUGUAAAAGAGUCCAUUGCUUAUUCCUUUUGUUUUGUUAUUUUUUAAUGGAAAAUUUUGUGAUCAUGUACAAUCCACACAGAAAAUUAAAGGAUAAUAUUUACCU
This is a messenger RNA of Aplysia californica (California sea hare), 3519 nucleotides long. RefSeq names its product vacuolar protein sorting-associated protein 33B. The transcript has 19 exons. Gene Ontology annotation, cellular component: lysosome; CORVET complex. Gene Ontology annotation, biological process: intracellular protein transport; vesicle-mediated transport. NCBI's taxonomy places the organism in Eukaryota, Metazoa, Mollusca, Gastropoda, Aplysiida, Aplysiidae. The record is from RefSeq and is a predicted model, not a curated record. The coding region runs from base 275 to 2056 and encodes 593 amino acids.